AUGGACCAGAAUACUCCUUGUUAUUCCUUUAUCGGCAUAGUCGAUUUCUCCCAAGAGGCAAAGUGGCUCUACAUGACAGACUCUGUCGUCGACCUCUUGGGAUAUGAACCACAUGAACUCUAUGGCCACCCCUCGCUCGAGCUCGUACACCCAGAUGAAGUGAACCGAGUUCGCAAACUGCACCACGACACCAUCAAAGCCGACAAGGCUGCAGUCCUCGUCUACCUCCGUAUGAAGCACAAGGAUCCUUACAAGGGCUAUGUUUUAUGUGGUGUUUCACGCACGGUUGUCCACAAUGUCCUUGUCGGCAGCGUCUCCUUUGCGAGUCCUGGCGCCAAAGCCCUUCACAAUGCGUCCACAGCCCAAGAAAUAACUGUUAUAAGCCCCGCAGCAGAGAACUUUCAAUUCCGCCGAUGGAAUGACCCUUCACCAAUGCCGCCCUCUCCGCCCCCUUUCUCCACCCCGCCCUCAACUCCCGCCGACCCGAUAUCCUAUGACCACCUCCCAUCCCAGUCCUUCCGUACUGCCCUCAUCCUCAACCGCUUCUCCCUACGUUGCACCAUCCAAUACUGUUCCAAUGACCUCCUCAUCGAGAGCACCGAAGCUAUCGGCAGGAGCUUCUUUGACUACGUCGCGAGAAAGGACGAGGCCAUCGUCACCAGCUGGAUCGACGUUAUCAAGACCUGGGGCGUCAACGAACGUGGUCAGCCCAGUGACGGUGGAUUUGGCUUCGGCAAGUUUGCACUGCUGGCCGAGGCCAGAGAGUCCGAGCCUCGACAAGAACCACCGAAUGCGUCAAGACAUCAUAAACACGGAGCGAAUAAAUCUCGCUCGUCGAAACGGAGCAGCCAAACGCCGAGAAAGUCUUUACAUCAACCACUAGAAGCGAUGCAGGGCACAAUCUCUGUGGACGCUAUUUUCUCUGCUCAUUCAGACGGAUUGAUGGUCAUCCUCAGAAGGGCAUCGUAAAGGUCAUUUUUGUAUACUGUAUUAUUACCUAGAUCUUGCCAACCUAUACCUAUAUGUAUCUCCUUCCCUUCCUUUUCCCAUGUUGCAGAUUCAGAAUCUAUGUUGGCCCUGAUCAGUUACCACGGAACCUUUUUCCACUUAGAUAAGAGCGAUCUAGUGC
Molecule: messenger RNA, 1129 nt
Organism: Guyanagaster necrorhizus
Lineage: Eukaryota; Fungi; Basidiomycota; Agaricomycetes; Agaricales; Physalacriaceae
Exons: 9
Coding region: 1-969 (322 amino acids)
Molecular function (GO): protein binding
Source: RefSeq, a predicted model, not a curated record